This is a messenger RNA of Didymosphaeria variabile, 5442 nucleotides long. RefSeq names its product vesicle coat component (gene SEC16). The record is from RefSeq and is a predicted model, not a curated record. Gene Ontology annotation, biological process: autophagy; Golgi organization; COPII vesicle coat assembly. The coding region runs from base 1 to 5442 and encodes 1813 amino acids. Gene Ontology annotation, cellular component: ER to Golgi transport vesicle membrane; endoplasmic reticulum exit site. The transcript has a single exon. Lineage: Eukaryota; Fungi; Ascomycota; Dothideomycetes; Pleosporales; Didymosphaeriaceae.
AUGGAAGACGACGCGCCAAAUUUCUCGUACGCCUACGCCGGCUCCGAGGCGCCUUCGACCCAGUCAUGGAAUCCCGCAUUGCGCCCUGAGAACGAAACCGCCGAAGAGCAGUCGAACAAGCUGCAGCCAUCUCCGCAGAUAAUACCCCAGUCGAAACCGUCACUAGAAGAUGGCCAGGAGGAGGAUGAAAGUGAGGAUGAUGUGCCUGCCAUAUCCGAGGUAUCGGCGAUUUCUGCGCCAUCAAACAACGGUGUUUCUGGCCACGAGAGACCCUUAGAAGAGGACUUCUUCAAUCGUCAGCAGGAGCCCGAGGACCCCGAGAGCGAGGAACCAUCUUCCAGCGAGGAAGAAGAGGAGGACGAGGAUGAGGAAGAUGAUGAUGAUGAGGAUGAUGAAGCGGAGGGUGAUGCGGAAGGGACCGCUCUCGCAGCUGCGACAGAACCAUUGACUUUGGGAGAUAAGACUGCGAAAGAGCAAGCUGCAGCCGCCCAGGGCGUACCAGCUGCGCCUUCGGACGAUUCUGAGGAAGAAUCUGAAGAGGAAUCUGAGGAGGAGGAAUCAGAAGAAGAGGAAGAAGAGCACCCCGAAUCCCAAUACGAGCAUCAAGGCGGAAGUACGUUGCUGGAAGAGGCAAUGGCUGAAAGCGAGAAGGCCCCGUUAGUUGCAGAUGUGGAGCCCGAAAGCGAUGACUGGGGAGCUUCUGGCGAGGCCUUCGACCUGGGAGGGAUGCCGCAAGACACGCCUGUGCAGACUCCCUUACGAGCACCUACUCAGACCCCGCGACCCGAGGCAGGCGGCACGACUGUUGGGGACAAUUUCAUUGAAAACACAAGUGUGGGCGGAAACAUGGGGGAGGCCAACGAUGACUGGGGCAAUGGCGACGGUGAUGACUUUUUCGCUGGGGCAGCUCCCAACCAGCCUGUAGAGCCAACGCAAUCUGGCGCUGAAGAGAGCCCUGGUGCGCAUGUGGUUCCGAAGCCGGAAGAAAGCGCAGCGGCUGCUGGUGACUCUGCAUGGGACUUGGAUUUGGAUGAUGAUUUCUUGCCGGAUGCAGAGGAUGCAGCGCCCGUCUUCGAAUUGGAUGACGACGAGGGUUUCCUCGAAGACGAGCCCACCGAGACAACGGAACCGCCUGUACAGCCUGUCUCUGCCCCAGCGACGACACGAUAUGCACCUUCGGACGCACAAGCUCCACAAUCAUCUGUGAAUCCUUAUGGAGCACUUGCUCCACAGCUCACGAAUUUGUCGCAACCGAGUCAAACGCCGGCAAUUCCUGCACCAACUGCUUUGUAUGGCGCCUAUGGCCAGCCUGCUCCAAUCCAGCAAACGCCAGCCAGACCCGAGAUGCCCAGCUCUGCGGAGAGCUUUGCUGCGAAAGCACGAGGGGGUUAUCAUUCGCCAUAUGACCUUCCAGAGGACAUCGUGACUACACGGAGACGAGCAGCACCACGCACGGUGACUGCACCUCCUGCGCCACCGCGAUCCAGCAGUAUGUUUAACUCUGGUGCUCCUCGCCCUCCGCCUCCUUCGAACUUGUCAGCCUCCAGCUUGUCUCCUCCCUCAUCUGGUCACUCUUUUCAGCCACAGAUGACGGGUUUGCCGUCCGGUGCACCACCAAAGCCUGCUGCUCCGGCUAAAGCUCCAUCAAGCGAAUUUUUUGCCGAGCUCCCAGUUACAUCGAAACCAAGGCCAUCUGGAAGGUAUACUCCACAGCCUGCCGCGCCUCAACAGCCCUCAGCCCACGGCUUCCCUCCGAAAGAGCGCACAGCAUCGUGGUCUUCGCUGAGAAACGAGAUCAAACCGGAUGCUGAUAAUUACGUGUCGCAAUUGCAGCAACCAGAGCGAUUGCCAGUCUUUCCAGAGCAACCCACAGCACCGGUGCGGGCCAACAGUCUACCUGUACCGCAAGUUGCUCCGACGCCCCCAUCGAGCCGAUAUUCACCAGCACCACCGUCGGCCCCUGCUGCUAACGCAAGAUACUCACCGGCUCCUCCAUCCGCUCCAGCUCCAAAUGCUAGAUACUCACCAGCCCCUCCGCCACCGCAAGGGCCAGUCAAUCAAGCCCCAAAUCAACAUACUUCUUCUGCAGUAACCGGACCUCCUCGACCGCCUUCACAGAAUUAUCUACCUCGCACGUCCAGCCCGCUCGCGUACCAUUCCACACCACAGCUUUCACAUCCGACGGCACACGCACAGCAACAUGCAUCGGAUGCGUCUCGGCGUUCAUUGGAAGGUGUCACAGAAGAACAACCGCAGCAACAAGUUGGCCCUCCCCCACCAACUGCUAGGACGGCCACACCACCUAGCCGAAGCACGCCCUCGUCUGCUGUGAGUUCGCCAAGGAAGAGGAGCACCUAUACACCUCAGUAUCAACCGAUCGAUGCAUCUAUGGCCCCAGCGCCUUCGCAAACUGAGUCGCCACCUGCUAGCUUCAAGCCGCCCAUUCGAAGCUUCUCCAAUAUGGAGCCACCAGCUGCUGCUUUCGGUGGACCUCUUCAGCCUACAUUUAUCGCGCCAGCAUCACAGAAUAUCAACGCUAUACCUCCGCGUCGACAGCCUUCGCUUCAAUACGACUGUAUCCCACCUACAGAUGAACGUGCAGCCGAUCCGUUGGAGCGAUGGAGGGGUUACCCAAUCUUCAAAUGGGGUUUGGGUGGGACCGCAGUGACCACAUUCCCGAAGCAGGUACCUCGCUAUGGCGGUGGCGCAUCUGCACCAAUGGUGCAAUGUAAUCCUGGCGAGUUACGAAUCCAAAAUGUCAAGGAAGUUCUACCGUUCUCGGAAGAUAUCACGAAAUUCCCAGGCCCACUCAAGGCGAAGAGCAAGAAGAAGGAUGUUUCAUCAUGGCUUGCUCAACGGAUCGGAGCGCUCGAAACACAUUACCAAUCUCCUGGGUUGGAUCAGUCAUUGAGCGUGGACGAACUAAAGCGGCUUGAAGAGAAGAUCCUGCUUUGGAAGGUGUUGCAGGUCUUUAUUGACAAUGAUGGUGUGUUGGAUGGUAACGCUACAGUAGAUGCGGCCGUACGGAAGAUAUUCUCAGCCGAUACCGACGCUUCUGUUGAUGGCGAAGGAUCUUUUACAACUGCGGCUGAACUAGUCGGCAGGCCGAGAUCCAACACUACUGGCGUGCAGGCUGAUCCUGUGGAUCCCAAGGCUGUUGAAGAACUUCGAACCCUCCUUACUAAAGGCGACCGUGAGAAGGCUGUUUGGCAUGCAGUGGACCAGCGAUUAUGGGCACACGCCAUGCUUCUAUCUUCAACACUCAAUAAGGACAUCUGGAAGCAGGUCGUGCAAGAAUUUGUACAAAAAGAGGUCAAGAAGCUGGGCCGCAACAAUCAGGCUCUUGCAGUGCUCUACGAGAUAUUCGCCGGAAAUCAUGAUGAUUGCAUUGAUGAAUUAGUCCCUGCAUCUGCUCGAGCUGGUUUCCAGAUGAUGAGCACCGAUGGCGCGGAUUCGACUCAGAAUGCUCUCCAAGGCCUCGAAAAGUGGCGCGAGACCCUCUCCCUGGUCUUGAACAAUCGAAGUGACGGCGAUCCAGCAGCUCUAGUCUCUCUCGGAAAGCUGCUUGCCAGUUACGGUCGUGUCGAAGCGGCGCACAUCUGCUUCAUCUUUGCGCGGUCUAGGGCUCAUAUAAACGGCGUGGACGACCCCGAAGCCAACAUCGUGCUUGUCGGUGCUGAUCACAAGAAGACCCCGUUAGACCUAGGCAUCGAUUUAGACCCCGUGUUGCUCACCGAGGUCUAUGAGUUCGGAUUGUCAUUGUCUGCACAAGGAGGCUCUCAUAUUAUCCCGCAUCUGCAAAACUACAAGCUGGUCCAUGCAUACCAGUUGGCAGAGUUUGGCCACCGGGCCGAUGCACAGGCUUACUGUGAUGCUAUUGCAACAUCUAUGAAGGCGACUACAAGAGUUUCUCCUUACUACAACGGCAGUUUCGUGGCGAUGCUCGAUGAUCUCAGCAAGCGCCUCUCGCAAUCUCCUAAGGAUGGUUCUUCCUCUUGGCUCUCUAAACCAAGCAUGGACAAGGUCUCAAGCUCGCUAUUCUCAAAGUUCACCAACUUCGUUGCGGGCGACAACGAAGAUGACGCCUCGAAUGUUUCCGCCGGAGAAGCUGGCCCUUUUGCAAAGAUUGCCAGUGGCACGCCAACUAUCAGCCCCGCACAGUCUAGUGCAGACUUAUAUGGAGCCUACUCCGGCUUUGGUAUUACUCCAAACGCACCGUCCGCCCCUACGAACUCCAGAUAUGCGCCCUCAAAUGCCUAUGCGCCAAGAGCAUCGAUGGAGUCCACUCGAUCCAAGUACGAGCCCCAAGGUCGACCUUCGUUAGAAUCCAACGACAGCAACGCAGGCGUACGCGCAGUCUCGGACCCCUACAAUUCGUCACCCCAAUUCCCUAAUUCAUUUUCCCCACCGCAAGCCCAACUUAAUCCUGGCGCCCAUCACCCAUCCCUCUCAAAGGCGCAUUCAUACUCACCUCUUAGGUCAGAGUACAACGCAUCCGAACCUUCGUACGGUAACCCAUACCAGCCAGCGCCUACCGGAGGAGUACCCGCCCCAUCAUACGGGGGCUUCCAGCCGCUAUCGGCCAGCUUCGAUGACCCGCCCGUGGAUGCAGGUGGCUUCCAACCCCCCACGAGCUCCUUCGAACCUUCAUCGUUCCAGCCUUAUCAGCCCUCAGAAGAAAGUUCCGCGGAACAGUCCCUCCGGCCCAAGAAGUCUUUCAUGGACGAUGACGACGACGAUGACCUCGCUACCCGGGCCGCAGCUCUCAAGAUCUCAUCUAACUCCAAGUCGGACAAUGAUCGCCUAGCAGACGAAGCGUUCCGCAAGGCCGCCGAGGAAGACGCAAAGCGCGACAAGCAGUCCUCUUUACAGAAGAAGUCUAGCGGUUGGCUCGGCGGGUGGUUCGGCGGCGGCGCAAAGAAAGACAACGCCAUGCCGACGAACAAGCCCAUCAAGGCCAAGCUCGGCGAAGAAAACAGCUUCAAGUACGACCCCGAGCUCAAGAAGUGGGUCAACACCAAGGGCGGCGCGGCGGAAGCGACUAAGCCCAUUGCUACUCCACCCCCGCCACGCAGCGGGCCGCCUAGCAGGGCCGUUUCAAGUCAAAAUGCCAUGGGGCCGCCGAGUUCCCUACCCAAUGCGAACGGACUGCCGGUACCGCCGACGUCCAACCCGUCUCAGCGUAGCUCGUCCAUGCCGCCUCCUAUGGGCCUGCCAGGCUCGAGGGCCAGCACGCCUGGCAUCCCGUCUGAUAGCGAGGGACCGAGGCCACCCGUUUUGACCAGACCCAGUCUGCCGACCGGACCGCCGAGCCGGCCUGGCACGGGCAUGAGCACGGCGAGCAGUAUCGAUGAUUUGCUGGGUGCGCCGCAAGCCAGAAAGGGGCCUGCGAAGGGAAAGAAGAAGGGCGGGCGGUAUGUGGAUGUUAUGGCUAAGCCGUGA